AUGGAUGAGCAUACGUCCAGCGGUAUCCAAGCGCCCUCGCCAGCCAAGCACGGGCGCAAAAACGGGACAGACAGCCGGGGUUAUGGAGAGGCGGGCAGGAACAUCACGAUGACGGUGGAAAACACGCUGGAGGAGAGCGCCGCGCUCUCCGCGCCUCACCUGUCCGCGGAUCGAUACGAGCGCAGCCGCCGCGGGUGCUGCGAGAGGGUGGUCAUCAACAUCUCCGGCUUGCGCUUCGAGACGCAGCUGAAAACUUUCAACCAGUUCCCAGACACGCUGCUGGGGGACCCCAGGAAGAGGAUGCGCUACUUUGACCCACUCAGGAACGAGUAUUUCUUCGACAGGAACAGACCCAGCUUUGAUGCCAUCCUUUACUACUACCAGUCCGGGGGGCGCAUCCGGAGACCCGUUAAUGUCCCCAUUGAUAUCUUCUCAGAGGAAAUCAAGUUUUACCAACUCGGCGAGGAGGCCAUGGAGAAAUUCCGCGACGAUGAGGGCUUUAUAAAAGAGGAGGAGCGCGUGCUGCCUAAAAACGACUUCCAAAAGCAGGUUUGGCUUUUGUUUGAGUAUCCGGAGAGCUCCGGACCGGCGAGAGGAAUAGCCAUCGUUUCUGUGCUCGUUAUUCUGAUUUCGAUUGUUAUUUUCUGCAUGGAGACUCUUCCUGAAUUCCGGGAUGAGAAAGACAUGGCGACAGUGGCACCAACUGUUAAUGGCACUGCGCCCUACGUGCCAAGCCCCUUCACAGACCCCUUCUUUGUGAUAGAAACCUUGUGUAUUAUAUGGUUUUCCUUUGAGUUGCUGGUCAGGUUCUUUACUUGCCCCAGCAAAACCACUUUCUCCAAAAACAUCAUGAACAUCAUUGACAUUGUAGCCAUCAUCCCAUACUUCAUCACCCUGGGGACCGAGCUGGCGGAGAGACAAACCAACGGCGGUCAACAGGCGAUGUCUCUCGCCAUCCUGCGCGUGAUCAGGCUGGUGAGGGUGUUUCGCAUUUUUAAGCUCUCGCGACACUCGAAAGGACUCCAGAUUUUGGGGCAGACGCUCAAGGCGAGCAUGAGGGAGCUGGGCUUGCUCAUAUUCUUUCUGUUCAUUGGAGUCAUCCUCUUCUCCAGCGCGGUGUACUUCGCAGAGGCGGACGACCCGUCGUCCAGUUUCACCAGCAUCCCCGACGCGUUUUGGUGGGCGGUCGUCACCAUGACCACAGUUGGGUACGGGGACAUGCACCCGGUCACCAUCGGAGGCAAAAUAGUGGGGUCGCUGUGUGCAAUAGCAGGCGUGUUAACCAUUGCCUUACCCGUGCCCGUGAUCGUGUCCAACUUCAACUACUUUUACCACCGGGAGACCGACGGAGAGGAGCACCAGCAGUACCUGAACGCGGCGAGCUGCGAGCACCUCCCGUCUGAGGAGCUCAGGAAGUCCUGCAGCUCCUCAUCCCUCAGCAAGUCGGAGUACAUGGUGAUAGUGGAGGGCAUCAACAGCGUGUUCAAACAGCCCAACUUCACCACGGAGAGCAAGCAGAACUGUGCGAACAUCAAGAAGAUCUUCACAGAUGUGUAA
Messenger RNA from Nematolebias whitei (Rio pearlfish), 1557 nucleotides. RefSeq names its product potassium voltage-gated channel subfamily A member 3-like. Lineage: Eukaryota; Metazoa; Chordata; Actinopteri; Cyprinodontiformes; Rivulidae. Gene Ontology annotation, biological process: potassium ion transmembrane transport; protein homooligomerization. Gene Ontology annotation, cellular component: voltage-gated potassium channel complex; membrane. Gene Ontology annotation, molecular function: protein binding; delayed rectifier potassium channel activity. The record is from RefSeq and is a predicted model, not a curated record. Bases 1 to 1557 code for a protein of 518 amino acids. The transcript has a single exon.